AUGCAGCCAGUCAAGGAUGACGAGCCGCAGAUGUCAAAGCCCGGGCCCCUCCUUGCUGUGGGCUUUGUCGGUGAGGUUGAAAAAAAAAGCUUUCGUCCACCAGGUCCCGCAGCCAGACGUCCAAGGCAAGAAAGACCUCACUGGAACUUCUCCUCUAAUGCCGUACGUAGGCUCCACAGGCUCCAAGCUCUGCUCGUCCAUUUCUGUCUUGCUUUAAAGCAACGGUCUCCGGCAUGGUCUCGGGUCUCUGCUGCGGGACGGGCCCUUGGACAGGUGAGUUUGCCGCCCAAUGCCAUAACGUACCACGACUUCGACGACGAGGACUACAUCGCAUUGCUUGUGCUCUGCUUGUGCUUCACAAGCACGCAGGCUCAGUGUGUUGGUGUCACGGCCAGGACUUUGAUGACGAGGAGGCCGAAACCCGGUUCCAGCCGCGCCAAAACCAGUCAUAGCGAGUCUACAGGGUAUUGA
Messenger RNA from Symbiodinium natans, 471 nucleotides. NCBI's taxonomy places the organism in Eukaryota, Dinophyceae, Suessiales, Symbiodiniaceae. The record is from the annotation of a GenBank genome assembly.